Vespula vulgaris is the source of this 2653-nucleotide messenger RNA. RefSeq lists its product as uncharacterized. Lineage: Eukaryota; Metazoa; Arthropoda; Insecta; Hymenoptera; Vespidae. The record is from RefSeq and is a predicted model, not a curated record. The coding region runs from base 314 to 2593 and encodes 759 amino acids. The transcript is spliced from 6 exons.
UCCUGUCAAGAAUCAAGUGUAAUAGAGACGAUAGAAAUAUAUCCCUUUAUUCGAUGAUUAUUUUUUUUUCUUUCAUGAUAAAUCAAUUUGCUCUUCGUUACUUUCUAUUUUUUUUUUAAGUAUUACAAACGAUAAACUACACUAUAUUAGUGCACUCGAUUGUUUGAUCCAAGACGAUGCUUAUAGACGUAAUGAUCAUAUUCAUCGAAUAGAAUUUCGAUGUGUAAUCGUUGGGACAGAAAUCAACGUCGGUAGAAAGUGGAAACAAUAAUAAUAUUUUACGUUCCACGAGGAGACAACGUGUAAAAGAAGAAUGGGCCUUGACGCAGAACUCACUGUCAUACUUCAUGAGAUCGUACAAUUUCUCGAAUUUCUUCGAGAAGCAAAUUUAUCGGGUACAAUGGAGACCAUACGAGAAAAUUUAUUGUUACGUUCAAAAAACGCCUUGAGUGUUUUCAUGGGAACCGAAGGUACAACAUCGUCGACCGAGCUCUAUCUCCGUAUGAACGCUAGCUCGAAGGGUUUAUUACCAUUGAAUAUUGGAGAAACGAAUGUAUCCGACAUGCAAGAGUACGUCGGUGCGGAGGAGACGAUAUCUCAGACUCAAAAACGUCCUACCUCUCAAAUUCAUCCUGAUUAUUAUGAAACAUUCCGAUCGAUGGCCGAGGAUGAUAAAAAGAAAGAACUUGAAGAAUCUCAAGAAAACGCGCUCAUUAAUAUUUAUUCCAGUUUAUCUGGCGCACAGGCAAAAAGCAAAUCUUUAAAAUGUGGACCAUUACUUCGCAAGGAAGGCAAAAAAUUAUUUGUUUUUGAACAAUAUCGAAUUAAUUGGGUCGCAUUGGUAGGAAGUCAUUUGUUGAUCUACGGAAACGAACGAGAUAAUAAGCCUUACAGUGUUCAAGGGAUUCGCGGUUAUUCUGGUCGACCAGCGCCUAAUAUUGUCCCACGUGAUCAAAGAAGAAGCGAAGCAGCAUUUGAAAUUUUCAAACCUGGUAAUAAAACAUUACAAUUUAUUGCAAGAACGCCAAAAGAUAUGGAACAAUGGGUUGCCAAGGUUUGUCAAGUUGGUUUUAACGAGAUCAAUCUUGAUCUUGGACUUAAUCCGAAAGAAGACGUAUCUUUGGUAUCUUCCUCUGGAAUAGUUGGAGAAACGGAAGAGAUUAUUACAAAAGAUCGUCUCGUAGAUUCGACGAAAUUACAAACGACCUUCUUAAACGUUAACGAGAACAAGACCAUUGAACCUGAUCAUGAAAGCAAAGUUCAAACGAGUGAGAAUACGAGUCCUCCUCCGUUACCAGCUCGUAUACCACGAAGACUUCCAUCGUUACCCUCGAGUGAUAUAAUCUCCUCGUAUGAAAUGAUGGACGACGAAGAAGAUGAUAUUUAUCACAAAAUAGAAGAUCUCGAAGGUGGUACGUUUUAUCAAAAUUUCAUAUCAAAGAAUCAAAAGGAGGCGACAGUCGUUGAAAAAUCGAAGAAAGUCACCACUGCUUACGACGACGUCCAAGCGAUUCUAGAGAAAAAUCGUAAACAUAUGAAAUCUAAAACGAAAGAGGAAAAUGUAUGUAAUACGAAGCAAAACGAAAUGAUACGUUUCGAUGAAACUUACGACGAUAUAAGCAGCUCUUCUGUUACAAAAGAGAAAAAGAAUUGUGAAUCUCUUCAAGAAGAAGUCAUCGACGUUAAUGAAUCACAAUCAUCAACAACAACGACUUUGGUAUCCUACGACGAUGUUGAGACUCUGGUAAAUGCGACAUCGCUUGGUAAUAAAGCGAAGGAUAAGAACGAAGAAGUACAAAAGAAAACGCCGAAUAAAAAAUCGUUUUUGGAUAGAAUGAGAAAUAAGAAAGAAUCGCCACAAAAAAAAGAGAAGAUAAUAGCCGCUCAACAGGAAACGUUGACGCCGCCUCCGCAAAUUAUUCAGAAAAAGGAAAUGACUACGUAUGACGAUGUGUCUGAUUUGAUUAUCAAAGAAACGUCCACGUCCAAUGAAACGCCCGAAUAUACUUGUCCGCCAGCACCGAGACCUGUAUAUGUUAAGCCACCAACAGUUAUCUUGCCUGUUGAGGAAGAAUUUUAUGACGAUGUUAACGGAUGUCAUGAGAAGAAAAAUCAACAAAUGCAAUCUAAUGUUCAAAAGAUUGAGAAAAGGAUAUCGGAUGAUUGUGAACAUUAUAAGUCACCGAGAAACGAUACGCCGCAACAACUUGGACCAUCUCAAACGGAAGAACAGAUUUAUGACGACGUAGCUAUUUUAGCAAAUUUCACGGCACGUCAGAAAGAAAUAUCAGAGGAGAACAAGGAUCAAGAUCUUUCGAGAGCAUCUUUUAGUCCAGAUAAAAGAUCAUGGAAUAGAUUUGUAACUAGCAGAAAGUAUAGAUCAUCAAGCGAUUCUAUCGGUUCUGUAACAAAUAAGAGAGUAUCCAACGAGAUUACGGAUCUUGAUUGUUACGAAGAGCAACAAAAUUUUUCUCGAAUGAAUACGUUUCAGAAAUUAAUUAAUAAAAUGGAAAAUUCACUUGGUAAAGUGUCUCCAAGGGCAGUACCAACGACAUCCAUGAACAAAACUUAUGGGUUAAAUACAUCCUCCUGAGAUGUAAAUGAUUGGAACAGAUUGUAAUAUGUUGAUAUUAUAUACGAAAUUUUAUUUUUU